CAAUUUGGUUUUGAUCUUCUUCUUAGUCUUGGGAGCAUUUGCAUACAACAAAAAUAUAAAGCAUUUAUGAUACCAGCCAGGCAGCCAUCAACAACACUACCUGAUUUCUACUCACCAAAUGAGUACCCCAUUUUGAUGCAAGUUGACCCAUUACCAAACCAACCAAAAUCCAUUUUGCCAUAUCUAAAAAAAUCCAAAAGGAAAAAAAUUAAGAUAUAAAACAUACCAGAAUUGUCUUCUUGUUUCCCAGCAUCUUUAGCAGCUUCUGCUUUUUUGCUGUUUGAAAAGGGCCCCAUGCUCUGCAUGUACUAUCAAUAAUUUUAGGUUCGUUUAGUUUAUAUUUUUAAAUAUGUAGGAAAUAAGAAUAAAGUAGAAGAUCCAUAAACUACUGAGGUAACCUUAGCUCCACAAAUACACAUACAGAUACACACAGAGCUAGAAACAUAUAGCUUGAGCCACAAUUUGCCCUAGGAUAUAUACUGCAUACAAGUAUGCACCAAUAUACCUUUUGUUAAAAGUAUUAGUCAUUCAGAAAUUGUUUUCUGGAUUUUAUUUUAUUCUUUAGCUCCUAAGUAGUUGGGUUAGUAGGCUUUCUACUUCUCUCAUUUCUGUAAGUCUAUAAACAGACAUGCUUAUUAGUUAUUAUGUUAUGAACGGCGGGAUUAAACCAGAAAAUUCAUUCUAAAUCUGCUCUGCUCUUGUUUUUCUUCUUACUCUUGGGAGUGUUUGCCUACAAAAAAAAUCUAAAGCAUCUACGAGACUAGUUAUCGACAGCAGGCUUUUAUCAACCCAACCCGAUUUCAAUCCACCCAAAAGAGUACCCUAUUUUUAUGCAAGUUGACCCAUUACCAAACCAACCAACCUUCUAUUUUGCCAUCUCUUAAAAACCCAAAUGAAAAGAAAUCAAGAUUUAGAACAUACCAUAAUCUUCUUAUCGUUUCGUAGCAGCUUCUGCUUUUUGCUGUUUGAAAAGGGCCCAACGCUCUGCAUGUACAAUCCAUAAUUCUAAGUUCAGAUUUAUAAAUUUGUAGGAAAUAAGAAAAAGAUAGAUCCAUAAACUUUUGAGGUAACCUUAGAGCCACAAAUACACAAUAAGUACAAAUGCAGAUAAGCCUCCAAUCAGAUUGGUGCAUUCCAGAAGGAAAAAGCAGAUGGCACAGGGUGGGUCUCUAGAAGUGGAUCAGCUCAAAAUGUAAAUAAGCAUUCCAAAGAACAUACUAAGUAGCUGAGUGGGUGGUUACCUAGAAGUUGCCCAACUCCUUUGGGAGUGGGAUUUUUUAACUUGGGUCAUGUUAUUUUCUUUGUGUGGCUACUUUCAUUGUAUUUUCCUUUGGAAAUCUCGAGACUAUCCCUUCUCGAAUUGAGACUUGAUGUACUCUUUUUCAUUUUGAAUUCUAUCAAUCUGACUUGAGCCUCAUUUGGUCCCGUUGCCGGGAAAUCGAAUGGCACCAACAACCUGUAGUAACCAAUUGAACCUGACCCCAUUUCCGUCCAGCUAGCCGCAGCCAUCGUUGAGAGAUUAGCAGUCAUGGAAUCCCUGAAAGAAGACGUUGCUGCCCCCAAGUCUCAUGCUAUAUCUUCUAGUAACGGUGGUUCUAAACGUGGUCUUAAAGAUCCUGCCGAUGAAGGUGUGUACUCGUGAGGAAACAAAUCGAAUCGUCCUUAUCGCCCUUAUAACAAGAUAAGUUUCCAUGUGUUUAGUGAUGGAGACCCUAGAGGCUGGAUUUUGAAGGCGGAAAAGUACUUCUGUUACUAAUUACUACAUUAUACCUGAAGAUGAAAAGGUGGAUGUCACUGUCAUGUAAUUGGCAUGAUAUGAGACACAUUAGACCUGUAUUCAUGGCUAACUGUGGAUCUACUAUCAUCUACUUGGAAGAUCUGGUUCAGUCAUUACAAAGGAAUUUUUGUCCUGCUGAAUAUCAAAAUCCAGACAAGUACUUGUGCAGUAUCAAGCAGAUCGGAUCGUCCAAGAAUACAGAAGAAUAUGCCAAACAAUCUGCCCGUGUUUCCAAUUAGCGGAUAACUGCCUGCUAGGGUGGAAUGGACUCAAGGACAAGUUAAAGGCAGAUGUUAGGAUUCAUAAGUCUAGGGUGGUAUACAAUGCGAUGAGCCUAGCCCUUGAUUUGAAUCAAAGAUUAGAUGCUCUCGUUCUGGAAGAUGAACUGCUUCUGUUGGUAGUUUCAAAACCCUCUCACAAUUAAAUCCACCCAAUAAUCCUCCUCCUCUUCUUCAACAAGAUCCCCCUUAACUCAUUUCUGAUACAGGGUUACUGGCACACUUCCUAAGGGGUGAAUGUUUUUGAUGUGGUGACAAGUAUGGUCCUGGACACCGAUGUAAAAUAGGGACUUUCAAAUUACUAGAUGCGGAGGAAAAGGAUGAUUCUGUACAAGUUGUGGGAGAAGUAGAGGCUUUUUUCCAGGAAGAUCUAGCUGAAAGUAGUCUACACGCAAUCUUGGGCCAGUCGCACACCCACCACAAUGAGGCUAUAUGGAACUAUAAAUGCAACAGAGGUCUUAAUUUUAGUUGAUAGUGGCUGAACUCAUAAUUUUAUUUUAGAUAAUUUGGUGUAUAUUUCAGAAUAAUUUGUAAUAGAUGUAUGUUGAAUUC
Messenger RNA from Cuscuta campestris, 2607 nucleotides. NCBI's taxonomy places the organism in Eukaryota, Viridiplantae, Streptophyta, Magnoliopsida, Solanales, Convolvulaceae. The record is from the annotation of a GenBank genome assembly.